Molecule: messenger RNA, 1771 nt
Organism: Stomoxys calcitrans (stable fly)
Lineage: Eukaryota; Metazoa; Arthropoda; Insecta; Diptera; Muscidae
Product: ketohexokinase
Exons: 4
Coding region: 415-1362 (315 amino acids)
Biological process (GO): fructose metabolic process
Molecular function (GO): ketohexokinase activity
Source: RefSeq, a predicted model, not a curated record
GUCUACUUUUUUAUCAAGCCAGUAGUCGUAUCUGUAGUCGCACAAUUGAUUAGAAUAGGUACCUAUUUAUUGACAAAUAAAAACACGCAUUUAGAAUGAAGAAAACAUAAUUCGAUAUUAAAGUAUAAAUAGCGGUCAAAGUCAAUGUGAAAACUUCGAAAUGAGCUGGAGGUGUACCCAUUGAUUUGUAGAGCAUAUGUUUAGAAAUGUUUAAGGCUUAGCAUGUCAAAUGACUAUAAAAUUACGGAGAUAGAAUCAUAAAGUUUCUUCGGCAGUUCUUAUCCUUUAACACGAGCAUUUGUGGCUAUAAACAAAGAACAUAAACGAGUACUUAACUCUCCUCGUAUAACCCAUUUGCACACUCUUCAAAUUAUUGGCAAAUUGUCUAAUCCUGUUAAACUUUCAAACAACAAGAUGGCCGAAGACGAAAAACACAUCUUGUGUGUGGGCAUGUGCGUUUUGGACAUAAUUCAUGUUUGCGCUGAAUAUCCCAAAGAAGACACCGACAAACGUUGCCAAAGUGGCUAUUGGCAACGCGGUGGCAAUGCCUCUAAUAAUUGCACCGUUUUAAGAAAGUUGGGUGUCCCAUGUGAAUUUCUGGGUAUGAUCAGCAACUCACCCGCCUUUGGUUUUCUCUACGAUGAUUGCCGACAAAGACAAAUUAUAAUAAAAAAUUGUCCCAACAUCGAUAUGGAUCCGCCCUUCUCAAGUAUUAUAUUGGCGCAAUCGAAAGGAACGCGCACGAUAGUACAUUCCAACCCAGGAUUUCCCAUAUUAACCUUUGAACACUUUAAGAAAAUCGAUUUAUCAUCCUAUGCCUGGAUACACUUUGAGGGACGCAGUGUUGAAGAAACUGUGCAAAUGAUUGAUAUGAUACGUCUAUUUAAUAAAAAUCAUAAAAAGUCAAUUAGAAUAUCCCUGGAAAUGGAGAAACUCAAUAAGGAACUAUUUCGUUUAGCCUGCAGAGCUGAUUUGGUAUUUAUUUCCAGAGAUAUGGCGGAGCAUAUGGGUUGGUCCUCGGCGCAGGAAGCGAUAUAUAAAACACGGCAAAUCAUUAAGGAUAUACAAAGUAAAGAAAAUGGUGAGAAUAAUUUGCCUUGGCCUACACCCUGUCUAAUAAGUCCUUGGGGUUCUGAGUGUUCGGAUUGUUUAAGUUCAUCAGAUGAAUAUGCCUCAUUGCCUGCCUGUGAUGUAAAUGAAGUGGUAGAUUCAUUGGGUGCUGGCGACACUUUUGUCGCAGCUUGUAUCUACGCCUUGAAUUAUUUAAAAAAAUCGUUAGCUGAGUCUGUCAAAUAUGCCAACAAAGUUGCUGCAUUUAAAAUACAACAUAGAGGGUAUGAUGAUUUGGAACAAAUGGAAUAGACCAUACAGGAUAUCAAUCCCACGGCAGCCGGUUGUACGUACCGGAAAUAAUCCUUGGAUCCUUCAUGGGUAGCUGUCGGCUACAACAACAACCAUACAUGAUAAACAAUUUUUCUUAAAAAAUUGAAAGAAAUGUGCAAUCUUUACAUUCCAUUGAUAUAGAUGUGAUAAGAAGAAAAUUCAUAAAAUAUUUAAUUGUUAAUUAUUAAUUAUUAAUUAUUAUUAUAUAAUUAUUAAUUAUUGUUUCAGACUUUAAUCAUUGAAUUUUUUGGUUUGAGGGACGGUUGAAAAGGCAAGAGAAUUGGAAAAUACAAUAAAGAGGAAAGCUUGUGGUGGAUAUUUAAAAAUUUUUUAUUACCUCAAAUCCUAUCAAAAAGCUACAUAAAUAAAACAAUUGCAUUCAUCUAAA